Sphaeramia orbicularis (orbiculate cardinalfish) is the source of this 6956-nucleotide messenger RNA. It is a transcript of the gene thsd7aa, whose product is annotated as thrombospondin, type I, domain containing 7Aa. The record is from RefSeq and is a predicted model, not a curated record. NCBI's taxonomy places the organism in Eukaryota, Metazoa, Chordata, Actinopteri, Kurtiformes, Apogonidae. The coding region runs from base 230 to 5548 and encodes 1772 amino acids. Gene Ontology annotation, biological process: actin cytoskeleton organization. Gene Ontology annotation, cellular component: plasma membrane. The transcript is spliced from 28 exons.
UCUUAUUAAGGAGCAGAGGGGAAGAGGAGAGCAGGAGGACACCUCAGCCCCGCUUGACCGGGAUUACUUCUUCUUGAGCAGGAUUGGUGUGGACAAAAGCAAAGCAGAAGCAGAAGGUGCACUCACACUUCAGUCCAGCUCUCUCUACCUCGUGGCCAGGCUUCUUUUUUUUUAUUUUUUUUUUUCCUCUGACUGCAUUGGGAACUACAGUACUUGCCGUGCAGUAGCCAUGAGGCUGGCCGGCAGAGCCACAGGGACGCUGGGGGUCUUGAGAGGGGGUCUGCUUCCUUCUCUCUGGAGGUUUAUGCUGCUCUUUCUCUCCAUCUGGGAACUGGACGCACAAACCGCAGUGGAAACUAAACCCCUGUACAUCUGGCAAACAGGUCCAUGGGGUCGAUGUAUGGGCACUGAAUGUGGUCCAGGUGGCAGUCAGAGUAGGGCAGUAUGGUGCGCUCACUCUGAAGGCUGGACCACCCUACAUACUAACUGUGACCAGGCAGAACGGCCAGACAACCAGCAGAGAUGCUUCAGAGUGUGUGACUGGCACAAAGAUCUAUACGACUGGCAGCUAGGCGCGUGGAACCAGUGUCUUCCAGUGUCAAUGCGCAGCGCCGGGGUGCAGCGUCCUGCUGUGUGCACCCGAGGGGAGGAGGGCAUCCAGACGCGGGAGGUUGGCUGUGUCCAGAAAGCAAAUGGUGAACCUGCAGAGGACGCAAUCUGCGAGUACUUUGAGCCUAAACCGCGCCUAGAGCAGGCCUGUCUUAUCCCUUGUCCUCGGGACUGUGUAGUGUCUGAAUUUAGCCCAUGGACUCCCUGUUCUAAAACAUGUGGGAUUGGUCUCCAGAACCGGAUCCGCUUUGUUCUGGCUCCACCGUUGUUUGGUGGAUCAGCUUGCCCAAACCUCACCGAAUUUCAGACAUGCCAGCCAGGGUUCUGUGAUGGCGAGGAGAGCCUCUACAGCCUCAGGGUGGGACCCUGGGGGCCAUGCUCUGUCCCCCUGCCUAGGCAAGCCAGACAAGCUGGGAAACCACCGAGAGAAGGUGACAAACCAUCCAAAGGAGGUGAUAAACCUCCCAAAGAGGGUGACAAACUGUCCAGAGAGGGUGACAAACUGUCCAGAGAGGUUGAGAAAUUGCUCAAAGACGAUGAUAAAUCCUCUAGAGGGGGUGACAAGCAAUCCAGAGACAGUGACAAACAACCUGCAGAGGCUGACAAACAGGACAAAGAGGGAGAGAAACGGUCCAAAGAUGGGGACAAAUUGACCAGAGGCAGUAAGGCAUCCAGAGCCAACAGAAAACUGGGCAAGCCAAACAGGAAACCAGAUAGGCCGUCCAGACAGGCUGACAAGCCCAAACGACAGAAAAAGGCUAAAAACAAGGAGAAACGAGAAAAAAAAUUGAGAGAGAGGGCACAGGAGAGGUUAAAGGAGAGGGGUAAGGUGAAGGACCCAGAGACCAGAGAACUCAUCAAGAAAAAGAGAAACAGGAACCGCCAGAACCGCCCGGGAGGAAAGUCCUGGGACCUACAGGUUGGCUACCAGACCAGAGAAGUGACCUGUGUACAUAAAAGUGGGAAUGUCGAAGCUCUAGGCCUGUGCUCGCAAGAGUCUUUGCUGGUGACCUACCAGGCCUGUGUCAUGUCCAAGGACUGCGACGUGACAGAGUGGUCUGAAUGGUCAGCUUGUUCCAAGGAGUGCUACGACCCCAACGGACCCAAGGGCGAACGCACCCGCACCCGAAAAGUGAGCCAGUUCCCGAUUGGCCAAGGAGCAGAGUGUCCAGAGCUGGAGGAGAAAGAGCCCUGCAGCCCCCAAGGAGACGCAGUGCCACCUUGCAUUGUUUACAGCUGGAAGACCACCGAGUGGACAGAGUGCAGGGUGGAUGUGCUGCUGAGCCAACAGGACCGUCGGCGUGGAAACCAAACAGGCCUAUGUGGAGGCGGGAUUCAGACCCGUGAGGUCUAUUGUGUCCAGACCAGCACUGAUACACCACCCAACCUCAGCUCUCUGCGGAGCAAAGAAGCACUGCGACCAGUGGACAGUGAUCUGUGCCUAGGUAUCCCACCGAACACUACGCAGUUUUGCCAUAUUAGCUGUCCAGUUGAGUGUGAGGUGUCACAGUGGAGUGCCUGGGGGCCUUGCACCUAUGAAAACUGUCAGGACCAGGUAGCAAAGAAAGGGUUCAAACUGAGGAAGAGGAAGAUCGUCAAUGAGCCGACAGGCGGGAUGGGGAACUGCCCCCACCUGGUGGAGGCAAUACCGUGUGAGGACCCCAGCUGCUACGACUGGCUGGUGGUUAAACUGGAAGAGUGCAUCCCCGAUAAUGAGAGGGAGUGCGGACCUGGAACCCAGAUCCCUCAAGUGCAGUGCGUCAACAGCGAUGGUGAAUAUGUGGAAAGGCAGCUCUGCCGUGAUGCCAUCCUGCCCAUGCCGGUCAUAUGUGAGGUGCCUUGCCCGAAGGACUGUGCCCUGAGUCCCUGGACCCCAUGGUCUCUCUGCUCCCACACUUGUUCUGGGAAAAACACAGAGGGCAAGCAGACCAGAGCUCGCUCCAUCCUGGCCUAUAAUGCAGGAGAAGGUGGGAUACAGUGCCCGAACAUCAGCACCCUACAGGAGGUGAGGAACUGCAACGACCAUCCGUGCACCGUGUACCAUUGGCAGACUGGUCCAUGGGGGCAGUGCAUAGAGGACUCCUCCAUCCCAGCCACCAACACAUCUGUGGGCCGAGCACGUGGCGGCGACGAUGCCUCCUGCUCAGUUGGGAUGCAAACCCGCAAAGUCAUCUGUGUCCGGGUCAAUGUGGGCCAAGUUCCUCCCAAAAAGUGUCCGGAGAGUCUGCGCCCAGACACAGUAAGGCCCUGCCUACUGCCAUGCAAAAGGGACUGCAUUGUCACCCCAUACAGCGACUGGAGUCCGUGCCCAUCAGCAUGUCAAGCAGGUCGUAAUAUAAAGAAGAAACAGUCCAGGAAACGUUUAAUUAUCCAGUUACCAGCCAAUGGGGGGCAGGAGUGCCCUGAGGUGCUGACCCAGGAAAGAGAAUGUGACGCCCCAUCUGUCUGUCAAGGAUACAGAUGGAAAACCCACAAGUGGCGGCGAUGCCAGCUGGUUCCAUGGUCUGUUCGUCAGGACAGUCCUGGUGCUCAGGAGACCUGUGGGCCGGGUCUGCAGGUUCGAGCUGUUUCCUGUCGAAAGCAGGAUGGUGGGCAGGCAGACGUUGAAGCUUGUCUUAAGUUUGCCAGCUCCAUGCCGCCUCUCACCCAGCUCUGCCAGCUGCCCUGCCAGGAAGACUGUCAACUCAGCAGCUGGUCCAAGUUCUCCUCCUGCACAGCCGACUGUGUGGGCGUCAGAACCCGCAAGAGGAUGCUCGUGGGGAAGAGCAAAAAACGUGACCAGUGUAAAAACCACCAGAUGUAUCCCCUGAGUGAAACCCAGUACUGCCCAUGUAACAAAUACAACGCCCAGCCUGUGGGCAACUGGUCAGACUGCAUCCUACCAGAAGGCGGCCGCAUGGAGGGCCAGCUGGGCAUGAAAGUCCAGGGGGACAUCAAAGAAUGUGGCCAAGGAUACCGCUACCAGGCCAUGGUGUGCUACGACCAGGACAACCGCAUAGUGGAGACGUCUCGCUGCAACAGCCAUGGUUACAUCGAGGAGGCCUGCAUCAUUCCCUGCCCCUCCGACUGCAAGCUGAGCGAGUGGUCCAACUGGUCACGCUGCAGCAAGUCCUGCGGCAGCGGGGUCAAAGUUCGCUCCAAGUGGCUCAGGGAGAAGCCCUAUAACGGCGGGAGACCAUGUCCUAAGCUAGACCAUGUGAAUCAGGCUCAGGUGUAUGAGGUGGUGCCGUGCCUCAGUGACUGUGGACAGUACGUUUGGGUGGCAGAGCCCUGGAGUGUAUGGAAGGUCAGCAAUGUGGACCUCAAGGACAACUGUGGAGAAGGCGUUCAGACCAGGAAAGUUCGGUGUAUGCUGAACACCAUAGAUGGUCCGUCAGAGCAGGUGGAGGACUACCUGUGUGACCCGGAGGAGAUGCCUUUGGGGGCCCGCAAUAGCCGGCUGCCCUGCCCCGAGGACUGCGUGUUGUCAGACUGGGCAGCCUGGAGCCCAUGUCCACUGCCUUGUAAUGGGAACAAAACUCGGGAGAGGAGUGCUUAUCCGAUCCGCCAGCCCGGAGAAGAGAAGGAGUGUCCUCCGACUACAGAAACAGAGCCCUGCAAACUGAACAGCAACUGUUUCCACUACUCUUAUAACAUCACAGACUGGAGCACCUGUCAGCUGAGUGACAGAGCGGUUUGUGGAAACGGCAUCAAAACCCGCAUGCUGGACUGUGUGCGUAGUGAUGGCAAAUCUGUGGAUCUCAAGUUCUGCAAAGAGUUGGGCCUGGAGAGGAAAUGGCCGAUGAAUGCGUCCUGUGUUGUGGAGUGUCCUGUUAACUGUCAGCUGUCUGACUGGGCCCCGUGGUCUGAGUGCACCCACACCUGUGGUCUGGCAGGCAAGCUGUGGAGGAGGCGCACAGUGAUCCAGGCUCCCCAGGGUGAUGGGAGGCCGUGUCCCUCCCAGAUGGAGCAGUGGAAGCCCUGCCUAGUGAAGCCAUGCUACAGCUGGAGAUACAGCGCCUGGUCUGAGUGCAAGUCAGAGGGGGCAAGGUGUGGGGAAGGCCUGCGCUUCAGGAAUGUAUCGUGCUUUGUGUCGGAUGGCUCGGGUCAGCAGGACAGCAGCCUGGUGGACGAGGAGCUGUGUGGAGAUGUGGAGCCUUCAGUGGACGGAGAUACAAACAUUGUUCUGCAGGAGUCCUGUACUGUACCCUGUCCAGGGGAGUGCUACCUGACAGACUGGACAGUGUGGAGUCCGUGCCAGCUCAGCUGUGUGAGUGGAGAUGACCUGGGGUUUGGGUCCGUUCAGGUCCGGUCCAGAGCUGUGGUGGCCCAGGACCCAGAGAAUCUUCUGCAGUGUCCAGAACAGGAGCUGGAGGCUCGACCAUGUACAGAGGGCCAGUGUUUUGAAUAUAAGUGGAGGACUGGACCCUGGAGAGGCUCAUCUCGUCAAGUGUGGUGUCAGCGCUCAGAUGGACUAAAUGUCACAGGUGGAUGCCCCAUGACCGCCAAGCCGAUGGCAGACCGAUCCUGUGACCCGCCCUGCACCAAACCACGUUCCCUGUGCACAGAGGCGGGGGUGUGUGGGUGUGAGGAGGGCUACACCGAGGUCAUGACGUCUGACGGUCUGCUGGACCAGUGUACCGUCAUCCCGGUGCUGGAGAUCCCCACCGCAGGGGACAAUAAGGCUGAUGUGAAGACUAUCCGGGCCUUCAACCCGACCCAGCCUGCAGCCAGUACACCUGGCCGUGCAGGACGCACCUGGUUCCUGCAACCCUUCGGUCCAGAUGGGAAACUGAAGACCUGGGUGUACGGAGUAGCAGCAGGAGCCUUUGUUCUGCUCGUCUUCAUAAUCUCCAUGACAUACUUAGCAUGCAAAAAGCCAAAGAAACCCCAGCGGCGGCAGAUGAACAACAGACUGAAGCCGCUGACUCUGGCCUACGACGGUGACGCCGACAUGUAGACGUCUUCCUGCUCGACGCGCUGACCCACAGACAUUAGUCCUACCGCAGGACACGGGGGGUUGCUAUGGAAACCCCUCGACGUCGGGGCUGCCAGUGGGCUUUUAUUAAUCGACACCCUGGGAAUACGAUUCUGACAGAAACCUCAAAGAUCAAAAACACUGACUCCACGUCCAUCAGCAGCCUUGAUGUUCCCGUCUUUUUAUUUUUUAUUUUAUUUUUUUUUAUUUAUUUACUUUUUGGUACUUUGUCUCACAGGAGCCUUUUGUGAAUUCUUUAUCUUCUUCUGGAAGUCUGCCUUUGCUUCUCUGCCAUCCACCACUGCCGCUAAAAUCCAAACCAGGAGAGGGUCUUUCCAAGAUUUUACUCUGAAAGCACAAAUCUCCAUUCUUGUUCUUUUUUUUGUUUUGUUUUUUUUCAUCACAACUGAAUGGGAUCAUCUCUGUAGGACACUUGUCAUUCUUUGUCCCACUAACACCAGUCGAACCCUCAUGUGUUUUCAAGGCCUGGGUGCAUUUGACAAGAAAACAGAAAGCUAAAGAAUAAAAGCAUACGACUCCCAGAGCCUACAUCACUUCUGCCUGCCUCCCUUCUCCAUUUUUCAGGCAUAAUUUUGCACUAUAUUAGUGCAGCAUGAUAUGUACUUAACGUCUAGCUUCGCCAUAGGAAACUGCCUCUCUCAAUACAAGAUGGUGUACAGUCUUGUGCUAGAAAUGUAAAAAAGUAGACUUUUUUGCAAACAGAACUCACCAAUGUUUCUUAAUAUUUUUCUUCUAUUACCUCUUGUAUGUGAUACGAUGGGACUCGAUGUAAAUAGGAAUUUUUCUGUGGUCUCAACUUUACCUUUUUAUUGUGUACAGCUGCGCGUCCCACACUCUGCCUGACAAUGUUUUGACUGUGGCUUAAACAUGAUUUCUACUUUUUGUAAAUGAUCGGUGUCUGUCGCUGUCACUGAUUCAGAUCCAUAUACUGAAAACCCCCAUUAGCUGUGGAGCAGGAAAAGAGAAACCGACGGCAUAAAAUCCCACGAUUCCAAUCGGGAUUCUGAGCAAAAAUGUUUCCGAAAGUGUAUCUGAACAUAGCAGAAGACUAGAUCUGAGACUGAAGAGGAUCCACAGUAGUUUCACACUGUUUCCAUCUGUGUAAAACCAGCCCAAAUAUUCAAAUCCCUGUUGUUUUUUUUUUUUUUUUUUUUUUUUUUUUUCCAUUCCCUUAGAAGGAGUUAUUCAGUUUCUGGAGUUCCUUCAAAAGCACCUCUUUUUGUUUUGUCCAUUUUAUAACACGUGGCAUCCAGCGGUAAUGUGCAUUAGUGCUGCAACAACGAACCGAUGCUUAAAAGAGCUAGCCACGAAUUCGGCAGUCGAUUCAUUGGGUCUUGAGCAUGUUAGUGUUGAGGCAUGCCCUCACACU